This is a messenger RNA of Fonsecaea pedrosoi CBS 271.37, 1509 nucleotides long. RefSeq lists its product as uncharacterized. NCBI's taxonomy places the organism in Eukaryota, Fungi, Ascomycota, Eurotiomycetes, Chaetothyriales, Herpotrichiellaceae. The transcript has 4 exons. The coding region runs from base 1 to 1509 and encodes 502 amino acids. The record is from RefSeq and is a predicted model, not a curated record.
AUGGGAGCUCGCGAGUUCAUUGGCCAUGACAGUCGGAACCUCAGUCGAGAUGUCCUUCAAGAAGAAGGGAAUGGCGAAGGAGAGCGAUCCAACACAUCUCGCAGGCUCGUGACGAAGGCUAAGCUCAUCAUCACCCCGCUGGAUUCCCACCGACGCGAGGCUUUUGCGUCGUAUCCAUCCGGGACAAGCCCUCUCCCAACGGAAAGUAUUGACGAAUACAUUUCCAUACUUCGGAAGGAAGAGCUGUGUCUGAAAAUCACUCCCGAUGUCGACCAUCCAGUGAUAUCAGUCCUUUUUCCGUUGUCGAUGCAAGACCCAGGUCUCUUCAAAUGUCUGCUUUUCGGAGCCCAGAGUCUCCAUGACUGGCGCCGUGAUCCCUUUCAUGUCAAUCGCUCCCGGGACAUGCUCAAAUUGCAGAACGAAGCCAUCCUUUCUCUGCGAGAACGCCUUUCGGCACCGUCCGCGCACCUUGACGAUGGUGUCUUGAUAUCAAUUACUCAUUUGAUGAUUGCCGAUUCCAGUCGUAGGGAUCUGGCGUCACUGAAAUCUCAUCUCAAAGGGGCCAGGCAAAUUAUCUCGCUACGUGGUGGCCUUGGAGAUACGCCUGCUCACCUCGCGAUUCGGGCCCUCUUGACGACGAUGGAGUUUUACAUUGCCCUCGGCCAAUACCUUCAGAUCAGUCCUGAUGACCCAACCGCCAUUCCCAAAAGCCACAUCGAAUACAUCCGACAUCCGUUCCCUCCCGACAUAUGCCGCGAAGUCGCUGCGCUUCCCGUGGGUCUUGCUGAAGCUGCUCUCUCCGGCCAUCUGAGUGUUCAAUGCAUCAAGCUCCUUGCUUCAGUUGCAUCAUGGGCACCCUUAGUUGACGGCCUCACUACUUCUUCCUCGUCGUCAUCGUCAGCUGCCUCUCCUUCUGACCAAUCACAAGAUCUGAAAACCAGGUAUUGCAGGCUCUUCUGCGAACCAAGAGAAUGUUCUCGAAGCGCCAUCAUUAUAUUACUUGAUCUAAAAAGAUCUAGAUUACCCGUUGGCUUGGAACAUGUCAUUUGCUUAGGCUUGGCCAUCGCCGUUCGCCAUCUGAGUGGAGAGAAUCGCACCAACAUCUUCGACACUGCCUCACUCGCCGCAUUGACCAAGAGUGUCAAAGCUAUCGAGAGCCCCUCGGUGUCAGACUCCGAAGUCAUCAUCUGGCUUUCCCUGCUCAUCAGUUGGCGUACACAAUCUGCGAAGCCUGUACCAAAGGCAGACGCUCUCUUGGAUUACGUGUUGGACUCAUUUCCCGUCUCGCGUUCCUGGAAGAAAGUGUCGGCAAUCUGUCGCAAAUUUUGGUGGUUCGACUGCUUUCAUGCGGAAUGGGAAAAGUGUUGGUCUCGCGGCAUGGCAAGACAGCAGCAGCGGUUAUCAAUGGAACAAUCUUCUACCACGAGCUCCAGACGACGAUCCUCGGUGGGCCAAUCAGAUGGCAUCGCUGCUCUUCAAAGUUAUACUCUGCAUAUCGAGUCUGGGUGA